This is a messenger RNA of Acinonyx jubatus (cheetah), 7466 nucleotides long. RefSeq names its product potassium voltage-gated channel subfamily Q member 2 (gene KCNQ2). Gene Ontology annotation, biological process: potassium ion transport; transmembrane transport. Gene Ontology annotation, cellular component: membrane. The transcript is spliced from 18 exons. The coding region runs from base 110 to 2800 and encodes 896 amino acids. The record is from RefSeq and is a predicted model, not a curated record. Lineage: Eukaryota; Metazoa; Chordata; Mammalia; Carnivora; Felidae. Gene Ontology annotation, molecular function: voltage-gated potassium channel activity.
GCCGCCUCGGCCAUGCGGCUCCCGGGCCGGGGGCCUGGGCUCGGGCCCGCGCCGCCCCCCGCGCGCCUCGCCCGCUGAGCCCGCGCCCGCCGGGGCGCCGCCCGGCACCAUGGUGCAGAAGUCGCGCAACGGCGGCGUGUACCCCGGCCCGAGCGGGGAGAAGAAGCUCAAGGUGGGCUUCGUGGGGUUGGACCCCGGCGCGCCCGACUCCACCCGGGACGGCGCGCUGCUCAUCGCCGGCUCCGAGGCCCCCAAGCGCGGCAGCAUCCUGAGCAAGCCGCGCGCGGGAGGCGCGGGCGCCGGGAAGCCCCCCAAGCGCAACGCCUUCUACCGCAAGCUGCAGAAUUUCCUCUACAACGUGCUGGAGCGGCCGCGCGGCUGGGCGUUCGUCUACCACGCCUACGUCUUCCUGCUGGUUUUCUCCUGCCUCGUGCUGUCCGUCUUCUCCACCAUCAAGGAGUACGAGAAGAGCUCCGAGGGCGCACUCUAUAUCUUGGAAAUCGUGACCAUUGUGGUGUUCGGGGUGGAGUACUUCGUGCGGAUCUGGGCGGCCGGCUGCUGCUGCCGGUACCGCGGCUGGAGGGGGCGGCUCAAGUUUGCCCGGAAGCCUUUCUGCGUAAUAGACAUCAUGGUGCUCAUCGCCUCCAUCGCCGUGCUGGCCGCUGGCUCCCAGGGCAACGUGUUCGCCACGUCGGCUCUCCGGAGCCUGCGCUUCCUACAGAUCCUCAGGAUGAUCCGUAUGGACCGGCGCGGCGGCACCUGGAAGCUGCUGGGCUCCGUGGUCUACGCCCACAGCAAGGAGCUGGUGACUGCCUGGUACAUCGGCUUCCUCUGCCUCAUCCUGGCCUCGUUUCUGGUGUACUUGGCAGAGAAGGGCGAGAACGAUCACUUUGAUACCUACGCUGAUGCUCUCUGGUGGGGCCUGAUCACUCUGACGACCAUUGGUUAUGGGGACAAGUACCCCCAGACCUGGAACGGGAGGCUCCUGGCUGCAACGUUCACCCUCAUUGGCGUCUCCUUCUUUGCUCUUCCUGCGGGCAUUUUGGGAUCUGGCUUUGCUCUGAAAGUUCAAGAGCAGCACCGGCAGAAGCACUUUGAGAAGAGGCGGAACCCUGCAGCGGGCCUGAUCCAGUCCGCCUGGAGGUUCUAUGCCACCAACCUGUCUCGCACAGACCUGCACUCGACGUGGCAGUACUAUGAACGCACGGUGACCGUGCCCAUGUACAGCUCGCAAACUCAAUCCUACGGGGCCUCCAGACUGAUCCCGCCGCUCAACCAGCUGGAGCUGCUUCGGAACCUCAAGAGUAAAUCUGGGCUCACCUUCAGGAAGGAGCCUCAGCCGGAGCCCUCUCCAAGUAAAGGCAGACCGUGCAGAGAGUCCCUGUGUGGAUGCUGCCCUGGACACUCUAGUCAGAAGGUCAGUUUGAAAGACCGUGUCUUCUCCAGUCCCCGAGGCGUGGCCGCCAAGGGGAAGGGGUCCCCGCAGGCCCAGACCGUCCGCCGGUCACCCAGUGCUGACCAGAGUCUGGAGGACAGUCCCAGCAAGGUGCCGAAGAGCUGGAGCUUCGGGGACCGCAGCCGGGCACGCCAGGCCUUCCGGAUCAAGGGCGCCGCGUCCCGACAGAACUCAGAAGAAGCGAGCCUCCCCGGGGAGGACGCCGCGGAGGACAACAAGAGCUGUAACUGCGAGUUUGUGACCGAAGAUCUGACCCCAGGCCUCAAAGUCAGCAUCCGGGCCGUGUGCGUGAUGCGCUUCCUGGUGUCCAAGCGGAAGUUCAAAGAGAGCUUGCGGCCAUACGACGUGAUGGACGUGAUCGAGCAGUACUCGGCCGGCCACCUGGACAUGCUGUCCCGCAUCAAGAACCUGCAGUCCAGGAUAGAUAUGAUUGUGGGCCCCCCACCCCCUUCAACUCCCCGGCACAAGAAGUACCCCAGCAAAGGACCCGCGGCCCCUCCGAGAGAGUCACCCCAGUACUCACCUAGAGUGGACCAGAUCGUGGGGCGGGGCCCGGCGAUCACAGACAAGGACCGCACCAAGGGCCCAGCCGAGGCUGAGUUGCCCGAGGACCCCAGCAUGAUGGGCCGGCUGGGGAAGGUGGAGAAGCAGGUGUUGUCCAUGGAGAAGAAGCUGGACUUUCUGGUGAACAUCUACAUGCAGCGCAUGGGCAUCCCCCCGACGGAGACGGAGGCGUACUUCGGGGCCAAGGAGCCCGAGCCGGCGCCGCCCUACCACAGCCCCGAGGACAGCCGCGAGCACGGGGACAGGAACGGCUGCAUCAUCAAGCUGAUCCGUUCCGCCAGCUCCACGGGCCAGAAGAACUUCUCAGCGCCCCCGGCCCAGUGCCCGCCCUCCACCUCGUGGCAGCAGCAGUGCCACCCGCGCCAGGGCCACGGCACCUCCCCUGUGGGCGACCACGGCUCGCUGGUGCGCAUCCCGCCUCCGCCCGCCCACGAGCGCUCGCUGUCCGCCUGCAGCGGGGGCAACAGGGCCAGCACGGAGUUCCUGCGGCACGAGGCCGCCCUGCGGGACAGCGACACGUCUAUCUCCAUCCCGUCCGUGGACCACGAGGAGCUGGAACGUUCCUUCAGCGGCUUCAGCAUCUCCCAGUCCAAGGAGAACCUGGACGGCCUCCACAGCUGCUACGCGGCCGCGGCGCCCUGCGCCACAGUCAGACCCUACAUCGCGGAGGGCGAGUCGGACACGGACUCGGACCUGUGCACCCCGUGCGGGCCCCCGCCGCGCUCCGCCACCGGGGAGGGCCCUUUCGGCGACGUGGGCUGGGCCGGGCCACGGAAGUGAGGCCGCCCGCCCGCCUCUCCCCCCGACUCUGGCUUUCCAGGUCUGCAGACGGGACGCUCCUCAGCGACGUGGGCGGGGGCGCCUUGGUCUCGAGAAGUGAAGUCUGGCAGAAGUUAUUUCUUAACAAGGGGCCGCCAGGCCGGCCGUGCCCUCUCUGCAGACCGCUGGCUGGGGUGUGAGCAGGGGUGAUGGCAGAGGACAGACCCCUGGCGGUAGGGAAGAGGCGUGUGGUCAAGGAGCAGGGCCCGGUGAGGGUGGCAGCGAGGGGCAGGAUCGAUGGCCUUGAGGCCCGUGGGGAGGGAGCUUGGGCUGAAGGAAGCACUGUUGCCCCGUGGGCGUGGCUUGGUCUUGUCCCUCUGUCCCCGCAAGGCUGGCACGACGACGCCUUCUCUCCUCCAGGGAGCUGCUGGCCUGCAGAGGAGGGGGUGAGACCUCAGGGCCUCCCGGCCUCGGCUCCUGUGGGGAGGGGCCUGCUCCACAGGCUUCCGGAACGGGGCCGUUGCGGGGGGCUCUUGCAGCCACCGGAGACCUGGGGAUGGGCACCCCCAUGUGCUCCAGGCCACGGCCAGCACCGGAUAGAGCCCCGUGUGCAGGGAGCAUGCUGGGUGGUUGCGGGCUGGUGUUUCUAGGCCCCAGGGCCGGGUAGGUCAUGGUGAGCAGGUUCACGUGCUGUCUUUUCCCUGAGGGCCCUGCCUCACUGCUCCCCCACUGGUGCCUCAACAGGACCCAGGGCAGGACGAUGCUAUAACCCCUGGGGAAAGCCUUCAAAGCCCCCCAGAGGUUGGGGGCCCCCUCCCCCCGUGGAGCUGAAGCAGCCCUGUCCUGUAGGGUGCCUCCUUCGUCCCCGCUGCGGCUGACUGUCCACCCACCCACCCGCUCUGCACUGACUGGUCCCUUGGCUGUGACUUCUUGGUAUCCUGGGAGUCAAGGAUGACCAUCUCCAGCCUGAGCCUCAGGGAGCAGGGGCCUUUGUCUCCUGUGGUUGGCACCUUGGCGCCAGGAACAGCAGCUCUGAGCCAGUCUCAGCAGUCUGUGGGGUGGGAGGCAUCUGGCAUUUGGAAGCGCAGCCUGGGCACCUGGCUAUCUCUGCGGCAGUGACCCCUGCGUGUGGUCGGGCUGGACGCGGCCAAGCCCACUAUGGAGGGACUUCCCCCCAAACACUAGGUCCUGGGGGAGCUCUGUCAUGACUCGGACCAGAAGUGGUUAGCGAGAGAGUCUGCCUUUGUCCUCGGAGAAGGGCUUGGAAAACAGUAUCUGAGGGUCAUGUGCCCUGGGCAUGAGGUCCAGGUGCUCAGAGCUCUUUAGGGAGUAAUGUCUCUUGACCCGGCAGGGGCCAUUGCUAUGGGCUCUGUGCCUGCCCCCUCCCCUUGCCAGGACACCCCGGGUCCCACCAUAGGCGCCUCUUGCUGGCCGGGCAGCAGGUGGCUGUGCUGGGUCUGUGUUUGCCCACAGCAGAGGGUGGAGGGCGGGGAGGGCACAGGCUCAGAGGUGGAAACCGCUGUUGCUGUCAGGGCCCAGCCUCCGGGAGGGGGAGGUGUGGAAGUUGCCACGGGGCCCGGGAAGGAGCGCUUCUGGGGCCGUGCUGGCUCCCUCAUGCUGAGGACCGUCCUUCUCCAGGGCUGUGUUUCUCCGGCCUCGGGCCUCAGGGUGGUGGGAAAAGUCCCUGCCCGUGCAGACGCCGCGGGCCUUGGUGUGGCCUGUGCGGAGUGGCCCGGGGAAGGUGCCUCUCCCAUCGCCAUCUCCCUCUGGGCUGAGCCCCCUUCGCCCUCCCGGCACGGGGGAGGGUGGUUCCAGCUGCAGACCGCCAGGCAGGGCAGGAGCGGGCGGCCCCUGAGCCGGGCAAGGCCGGGUCGGAUCUCGAGGCCCUGUGAGAGUUAGAGCAUGUCGCCAGUGACAGACCCGCCUUGUUGGGUCUCGGCCAUCGAGGACUCCACGCCCUGGGUGGAGGCGCCUGUUGUCCCGAGAGAAAGGUUGCUGUCCCGUCCCACAUGCUCCCUGUGUUGUGUGUCCCUGCAGGUGGGAGGAGCUGGCCUCAGACGUGCUCCCUGUCCACAGAGCCGCUGCACAGGGGGAGUGGUCUCUCAGGCCGCAGCAGGAGGGGUCUCAGGCAUGUUCCACGUCCGCAGGGGGGACGAGAGACCUCCUGCCUGAGAUCUCUGGCCCCUCCGAAGGGAGGAGGCACCCAGCUCUGGGGGAUGGUUUAGGGGCUCGGCUUUGGGAGAUGAUGUCGUAGAGGCCCCCUCUUGGGACGCCUGGACCGAGGCCUGGGCAGUGCGUGUCCCUCACGGCACCCACCCCCUGCCCCGGGGUCCCACCCUCAGAGAAGCAUAGCAGGAAAAGGCUGGAGGCCUCCGCAGGGAGCUUGAGCCCUUGGUUGGGCGUGUGCGUGAUGGGAGUACGGAGCCGGCCGGUCACCCUUGGCACAUGUGGCAAAGGUUUCCUAAGACAAGGGCACUUGUUAGGCCAGAGUAUGUGCCCCCACCAGCCCGUGGCCCUGUGCUCAUGUACACGCUUGCGUACGUGCAGCACACGCACAUACACAAGCACACCCACGGGGAUGUAACUUGGCACACACAUGCUCACAUGCACGCACACACUCAUGUGCACACACGCUCGUGCACACGUACACAUGUGCAGCCCACCCACACAUGCACACAAUGCGCACACAUGGGCUCUCAUACACACACUUACAAGCUCACACGUGCACACGUGCGCACACACACACACAAACUUCACACGCACACGGUCACCCACACAUGCUCACACACACUCAUACACACAAGUUCACAUACACACGCUCACCCAUACACGCUCACGUGCACGCGUGCACAUUCGCACACAAGCUCACACAUGCACACUCACCCAUACAUACUCGCACAUGCACACGCCCACAUGCAUGCACUCUCACACGCUUGCCCAGUGUGCGUGCACGCUGCAUUUCUGACCUUGGUGGCCCUUUGUCUGACCUCUCUCUUUGGAUCUGUCUGCUUUAUGCCCUGAGAAGCUAACAACUUUGAGUGGCAGGUGGCCGGCGGUCCCGGGCUCCUGGGCAGCUCUGGCAGAGGGGCCACCGGGGCCCGUCAGGGGCCCACGCGCCUCACGUCAGCCGGCCCGGCGGCUGUCCAGAGCCUCCGUUCGGCCGGAUGCCGCGACGUGACUUGGGCUGGGCUGGGGAGGCCCGGGUGUCCGGUUGUAACCCUGGGGCCCUGACCGGCUCCCUCUGCCCUCCCUGGCCACACGGGCGUCACCCUGUCCCUCACCGGCACCCUCUGGCCCAACAUCUCCUGCCUGCCCACGUGAACUCAUGAGCCAUGGCCUCGCUGGGCCUCCCUGGAGGAUGGAGGGGCCCUGGCCAGGUGGCAGAGGCCUCUCUCGGCCUGCCCGCCUGGCCCCUUGUACGGGAGGGCGCUCCCCUCGUCGGGGGCGCUUGCCUCAAGCUCGUUUGGAGGCUGGAAAGGUGCCUGCGCUCUGGGACCCCACACUGCAAAGGGUGCUCUGUAGAAGCCCAUCUGGUUAGAGCGGGAACUGCCCUGUGGCUGCCCCUGGUCCCCGAGCACACGAACCAGCCAGGUGGGGCAGCAUCGUGAACUAACCUUGUCCCUUGUACUAGGCUCACGGAUUCAGCACGUUAACACGGGAGAGAAGCGGGGGGGAGGGGGGCACACUCUCUUCUGCUGGCCCUCACAUUCAGGGGGCACCCCAUAAAGCAGGUGCCCCUGCCUCUGCUGUUUGUGGAUGGAACUCGGCCCUGAGACCUUUCUAGAUGCUUCCUGAAGCCCAGAGGUGUGGAGGGCUCCUGGGAGGCCUUUGUAGAAAUGCUGACUCUUUGUAUCUAUUUCGUAUUCACCCCGAACUGUAAAUAGUGUACAGACCGUGGUGCAGGCGUUUGUUUGCCUCUGACGUCAUGCUGCGAGACCAGAGUGACAACAGUGUCCCCGCCCUCUGAUGUCACAAGCCCUUGAAAUAAACACGGUGUGCAGAGGGGCAGUUUGACAGCCCAUGGGGGGCUUGGGGCAUCUUGCACCCGAGCAGGGUGGCUGGGUUCCGAGCAGCAGGACGGCUCUGUGCCCCUGGUGCCCCUCCCCCUGCCCGAUGCUCACCGGCUCCGAGGCAGACGCUCCCUUCCCUGAUUGACUUGCUGUCUUGCAUGGUCUUCCACUGCCUCCGGUGGUGGUGUGGACAGACCUGCCCUCUGUGACCCCGGAGCCGGUCCUCAGGCCACCUGCUUGGAUGUACCAAUGCUGGGUGAGGGGCGGGAGGGCUGGGUAGGGCCCAGAAGUAAUGGGCUACCUGCUUCUAGCACCCAGGGGAGCCUGUGUGGCUGCUCCCGGGGGCAGGCUCCACUGGGCCCCUGCUGAGCACUAAGUAGGAGACACGACCAGGGAGGGCUUCCCGUAGGAGAUGGUGUGGUGGGAUUAGGGGCUUGCACCUCUCCUCUCUCCAGGGGACCUGGGAACACCAGCUGCUGAGGCCGGGACGCUGCAUAGCCCCCAGAGCGUGCACGAGCAGGGGCCACGGGUCACGGGAUAUGCCAUCUUGUGGGAGUGGGGGCUGACCGCAGACGCCAGGAGGAGACGUUGGAGGGAGAGAGGCUUUAGCAAACAGGGUAGAGACAGCACGGAAGAGACACUCCCUGGAAGGGGAGACCCUCUGUCAACCUCUCCAA